This is a messenger RNA of Haliotis rubra (blacklip abalone), 2054 nucleotides long. Its product is annotated as myosin regulatory light chain 12A-like. The transcript is spliced from 4 exons. Gene Ontology annotation, molecular function: myosin heavy chain binding; calcium ion binding. The coding region runs from base 137 to 703 and encodes 188 amino acids. The record is from RefSeq and is a predicted model, not a curated record. NCBI's taxonomy places the organism in Eukaryota, Metazoa, Mollusca, Gastropoda, Lepetellida, Haliotidae. Gene Ontology annotation, cellular component: myosin II complex; cytoplasm.
AAGAAUUCAGUUUGGGGGAUAUUUUCGGAAAAGUGUCGGCCAUUUUGAAGCAUCGCAUCAUUUACUCAAAAGUUUGUGAAGUUUGUAAAGACGGAUAAAGGUACAUACUUGAACAAGACUCUGUCAACCCACCAAGAUGUCCAGCACACGCACCAAGAAGUCCAAGCGGACUCGAACCCAGCGCUACACAUCCAAUGUAUUCGCUAUGUUCGACCAAGCACAGAUCCAGGAGUUUAAGGAGGCGUUCAACAUGAUCGACCAGAACCGUGAUGGCUAUAUUGACAAGGACGACCUCCUGGAGAUGCUCACGUCUCUCGGGAAGGACCCCUCCGAUGCAGACCUUGAUGUCAUGAUCAACAUGGCGCCAGGGCCCAUCAACUUUACCAUGUUCCUCACGCUGUUUGGAGAGAGACUGAAUGGCACAGAUCCCGAAGACGUCAUUAAAAAUGCAUUUGCAUGCUUUGAUGAAAAGAAUGCAGGCUACAUUCCCGAGGAGUAUCUGCGCGAAUGCCUGACGACAAUGGGUGACAGAUGGACUGACGAUAUGGUGGACGAUCUCCUCCACGGCGCCCCCAUCACCGACGGCAAAUUCGACUACGCUGAGUUCACCAGAAUGCUCAAACAUGGUGCCAAGGAGAAAGAUGAAGACGAGGUCCCGGACGAACCAAUCGAACCGUCUGCCCUCACCAAAGCUAAAGCGUGAUGACUGUGAUUCUCUGUUCGGAUGUGAUUGGGCGAGUGAGACGUUUAUACCUGGUCUAUGUCUUCUGAGGUCCUCGUUCUAUUGACGUGAUUCCACUGUAUAACGACAUAAUAUAUAUCUGUAGUGUACUGUGUUAGUGCAUUCUUUGGUGCGUGAACUUUUUUUCAGGGUUUGAGUAUAUACAAUGCCUGCUUUUAUUUAUGCUUGUAACCUGUCUUUCGCAAUGUCACCUCCAAGAGAAUACUCAAAGACAGACGUUAUUUGGUUGUGAUGUCGCGUUUCGAUUCCAGGGUAAUCACAGCGCUAUCUGUACAUGCAUUAUGUGUACGUGUGCUGGCAAUUGUAAUUCUAUAUAUUUAGAGCUUAAAAGUAUGUCUCCUUGUAGGACACAACUCGCUAGAGUGAAAUAACGCUUUAUGCUGGAAGUACUUUUAGACCUCCUAAAUGACACUACGGUUGUCACAGCAAGAGAACGAAGAUCAGUGAAAAAGUAAAAGGAUCUUUUGUCUCUUCAUGUUAAAUAACAUAUGGCUCUCCCAUCGUGUGUCUUUCUCAUCCUUUGACCUGAAACAUUUGACAGUAUUACUCGUUGUUGCGCCAUUCAUUCAAUGGAGGACAAUAAACACCAGGUGUUCGUUUUCGUGAUAAUCAGUUAGGAUAUCAUAUGUAACCCAUGUGUCUAGCUAUAUCUGUUGUGAUAUUCCUUUCCGCACAAUAUGCCCUUGCUAUACCUCACUGCACCAUGUCUUUGGUUGCAUUUUGUCGAUAUGUUUUGACAAUAGGUUUUCAUAUUUGUCAUCAUGUAUUGGUUUCAUUUUUUACAGAUUAGAUUUUAUGUUUGUUUUGUGCACAGCGUCCACCUCCCAGUGUUGAAUAACACAUCCACUAUAUGAUAUAACACACUGGUGUUAUUUUUGUGUUGUAGGCCGUUACAAGUCGUUUUAUUUCUGAUCGAGCCCUGAAUGCAGCGUAAAACUAAGCUCACUCACUCACUCUGACCUAGCCGUUUUCAACAGUUUCAGUUUUUACUUUAUUGAAUCAAACUGAUAUUAUGGGUGUUGUAGGCAACUCAACAUUAGUCUCGGCUUUAAUGUUUUUUGAAUAAAUUCGAAGUUUUUAAUGUUUUGUUUGAAGUUACAAAAAUAUGACGUAAAACCUGCUUAACCCCAGCUCCAUGUAGGCAACAUAUCUGACAAAUCCUGGGAAUUAGUAAUACGAUAUUUUGUGGAGAUGUUCCCGAUUCUUCCAUGGUUGGUGAUCUAUCGCCCACUCAUCUUUAUACAAUGCAACCUUUUUUGUAUACGUCACUUGGGCAUUACGACCACCUCUAAAUAAAGAAACCCCAAAAGCC